AUCCAAAUGCUACAACACCAGAUCCAAAUGCUACAACACCAGAUCCAAAUGCUACAACACCAGAUCCAAAUGCUACAACACCAGAUCCAAAUGCUACAACACCAGAUCCAAAUGCUACAACACCAGAUCCAAAUGCUACAACACCAGAUCCAAAUGCUACAACACCAGAUCCAAAUGCUACAACACCAGAUCCAAAUGCUACAACACCAGAUCCAAAUGCUACAACACCAGAUCCAAAUGCUACAACACCAGACCCAAAUGCUCCAACAUCAGAUCCAAAUGCCCCAACAUCAGACCCAAAUGCCCCAACAUCAGACCCAAAUGCCCCAACACCAGAUCCAAAUGCCCCAACAUCUGAUAAAAAUACAAAAGUAGAUACUUUUAGCAGUAAUCCUGUAAUUAACACUGAUACAGGUACUUUAACAGAUACAAAUAGCUUAACUUCUACUAGCAAUACAAAUGGUCCAGUUGUUACUACAGUUUUUACUGAUAGCUUAAGUUCAGCUAGCUCAACUAGGGUUAAUGUUGAUCCAAAUAUCACUGGUUCUGAAACACCUACAGAUCUACCAACACCAAGUAAUUCUUUUCCUAAAAUAACAGACCCAACAGUGAUUAGUACAACAGAAGAAAAUGAAGUAAUUACAGAACUACCAAAACCUAAAAAAACUACAACAUCCCAAUCCCAAAUAGGCUCAAGCCCAAAAAAAUCAACCAUAACACAAUUCAAAACUUACACCACCACAGAAACAUUAUAUUUCCCAGGAUACACCACUUAUACAUCUUCAACAGGGACCAAUGGACAAUUAACAACAUAUGCAACUUACAUUCCACCAAGUACUGUUGUGGUGGUCAAGAAAGUUACUUCAGCAACUGUAGAAGAAAUUCAAGAAACUAAUUCUUCAUCUGGACAUCUUGAUCUGGAAUUCUCAGUUUAUAAUUUAUACAAUAUUUCUACAUCAUUUUUUAUUAUUGCU
Molecule: messenger RNA, 974 nt
Organism: Entrophospora candida
Lineage: Eukaryota; Fungi; Glomeromycota; Glomeromycetes; Entrophosporales; Entrophosporaceae
Source: the annotation of a GenBank genome assembly